CAAGAAGCCCGAAGAUUUUGCUUAUCAAGCAGAAGUGACGUCUUGUUCCAACUGAAGAAACAGCUGAUUCUUCUUCCGGAAUCCGAGAUUCUUCUACUCGUUUUCCUUUUGCCAUCAAUUUCCUUUCUUUAUUUAUACCCUCUGUCAAAAGGCGAUCGAGCUGUCCUCUCCUUUUGCAUCUUUUAAUACCUCCCAUUCUACUCUUGUCCACCCAUCGCAUCGCAAAAAUGUCUGCUUCUAACCGCCCCGAGGACGAGAUUGACGACGACCUCCUCGAUGCUGAGGAUGUGGGAGAAGAGGUUGCCAACGACGAUGACCUCGCCAUGGACUCCGACAAUGAGGAGCUGAUCCUCCAAAACGACUCGAUUGCCUUCUUCGACCUGCCCCAAGACUCUCUCUUCACCAUCGCGCAACAUCCAGUUCACCCUUCGCUGAUUGCUGUUGGCGGUUCUGCCGGUGAGGCAGACAAUGCUCCUGGAGCUGGCUGGCUUUUUGAUGCUUCCGCUGCCCAGUCGCGCCCUGUGCUUCCCGCGAGCUACGCCAGCGAUCCUUCUGCCCAGCCUCAGACAACUCAGCUCGAGAGCCUGUAUUCUCUACAGGGCCACACAGACUCCAUCAAUGCCCUAGCCUGGACUCUUCCUCAGGGCGAGGUCCUUGUCAGUGCUGGCCUGGACGGCAGGGUCAAAGCUUGGAAGACGGAUGUGCAGCCCUCUACGGGCGUCAAGGUCACUCUCCUCGGAGAGGCGCAAGAGGUCGAAGAGAUCAACUGGGUUGCGCCCUGCCCUUCGCCAUCAAAUCCCAACACCAUCGCCCUCGGCGCCAACGACGGUUCCGUCUGGGUCUACACAAUCGAUCCAUCCGACUCCUCCAACCCUCUCCAGAUCGUCCAGUCCUACUUCUUGCACACUGCUUCCUGCACAGCCGGAGCUUGGACACCGGAUGGACAGCUACUGGCUACCGUUUCCGAGGACGGCAGCUUAUACGUCUGGGAUGUGUGGGGACUUGCUGCUGCACAGGGCCUUACCAACGACAACGGCCAGACGGCUGUGUCACUGACGCCCGAAGAUCAGCGAUUCGAGGUCGAGGGUGGUCUAUACUCCAUUGCCAUUGACCCCAAGGGCGCAUUCCUCGCUACUGGCGGUGCUGGCGGCGCUAUCAAGAUCGUCUCUCUUCCCCGUCUCACAGCUGCCGCACCAGCAAGGUCAGCUCGAGGUGGCAAGUCUGCCGCCGACCCGACCACUGGUGGACAGAUCUUGGCCUCACUUCACAGCCAAACCGACAGCAUCGAGACGAUUGCCCUGUCAGUCGCAUCAACGAACCCUCCCACUACCCUUUUGGCUGCCGGCUCUGUAGACGGCUCCAUCACCGUAUUCGACGCAACCCGUCGCUUUGCUAUCCGAAAGAACCUUGUCGGUGCUCAUGAGGAGCACUCCGUCGUCAAGGUUGAGUUCGUGCCCAACUCAUGGCUGCUCACAAGCUGCGGCAUGGACGGUGUUGUUCGGCGAUGGGAUCUGCGAGCCAGCGGUGCAACUGGUGCCCCUGAGGGGGGAGCUUCUGGUUUACUGAAGGAGUGGAGAGGCCACAGGGGCGACGGUGAGGGAGGUGGUGUCUUGGGUUUCGUGCAGGGACAGACUGGCGAGAGAUUGGUGACGGCUGGUGACGAUGGUGUUUCAUUGGUUUUCGAGGCAUAAAUGAGGUAUAGAAGCAAUGGUAGAGACGGAGAGUGUAUGAAUUAAAAAUAAGCCUGCCCAGCAUCCUGGCAGCUUUGGAUACCAGUUUUAUUCUUCUUUGGUUAUUUCUUCUCCUCAUCUUCACAAGUGACAUUUAUAAGUCGACGAGUGCUUAACCAGUGGUAAUCAAGCCGAG
Molecule: messenger RNA, 1866 nt
Organism: Trichoderma harzianum CBS 226.95
Lineage: Eukaryota; Fungi; Ascomycota; Sordariomycetes; Hypocreales; Hypocreaceae
Exons: 1
Coding region: 228-1691 (487 amino acids)
Molecular function (GO): protein binding
Source: RefSeq, a predicted model, not a curated record